AUGAAAAACUUGUGCGAUUUAGUGCUAAAGUAUAAAUCGUUUAGCAAUGUGGAUGAUGAUUUGUUUGCUUACAUCGAUCGUAUUUUAGAGAACGCCUGGGAAAUACAUCAGCGGCACGACCGUGCCACGAUAGAAUUACAGAAGCUGGAACAACAAUUACCGGUACAAAGGGAACGCCAAGCUAUCUGGCUUGAACAAGCCAACAUAACCGUUUCGCCGGUACGAAAACGUAAACGUAGGUCCAUCGACGCGUCGCUUUCUGCACGCAAAGAAAACGUAUCUGCCGUCGAUGAUUCCACGUUUUUCCCCAACAAAUCCGACCCAGAAGCUUCGCUGGUAGCAACGUCCGUGCUAGAACAGAACAUCAUCGAUUCGGAGGAAUCAUUUUUCGCCCUGUCGCAAAGUCCGUCUAAAAGAGAACCGCUGUCCAGUAAAAAUGAAUGCUUCCCCGAUCGUUCACCAGCAAAGCAUUUAUAUGAACGGAAAAACGGAAGUAUUUUGCGCGAGAGUAAACUCGACGCUAGGGUCGCCGUCAGAAAAACGAUAGACGAAAAGUCACCGCAACUGGCAGCAACGACAAGCGCGACAACGACGGGCAGUAAAUGGACGGUGAAAAAGGACGAUAAGGCCAUAGUUUCUAAGCUGGAACAGAGUUCGACAACCGUUAAAUCGCUUCGAUCUCCCUUGCAUGGGCGUAGCCGUUUGCGGCAGACUAAGCUAGUGUUUCUAGAGCACUCGAACCAAGGGGUUCGUGCGAAAAACGGUGGCAAAGAAACGGAGGAAGAAGUAUCAAUGAAUGAUUUUAUAGUGCCCACGCCGCCCUCGUCAGCACAUAAAUCAAAAUGCGUGCGAAGUUUUCGGAUGAAGAAAGAGUCUGCCAGUAACGGGAUGCAGCCAAUCAGCAGAAGCAAUUCGAAAAUUGAUCGAUCAACAACUGAUAAAUGUUUCAACGACACUAGGAAAACAAGCACUCAUACUUGCGGCGAUGAUAUCGAUCGAACUUUUUGUGCAGGAAUAGAAAGCUGCAGCGACUUCCAAGCACAGAAGAUCAAACAAGAACCGCCAACGCAACCGAACAAUAAACCGUGUGUUUUUAGGACGAUCGAAAAUGUUUCACAUGCGUGGAAUUGUGCAGCCGAGGAAAAGAACGAUACCAGCGAUAUCAUACUUGUGCCACCCCCCAGCCAGGAGUCAGUUGUUUGUGUGAUGGAAUCCCAAGCUUCGAAAAAGGAUUUACUCAUUGCUGCCUUGAAGGAAGAACGUAGUAGGCGGAUCGAAGACACGGGUUCACGGCCUUUGGACAUUGCCACCGAUUUCAAUGAUAAGUGGAAGGAACCAGAAGCUGCGACCACGAAAACCGGCACACCAAUGAAGAACUCUACUCCCGUACAAGCAUCGGCUGCGAAACAGUUAUGUAUCGAUUGCAAAAAGCUGUUUCAAUUUCACAUGACGUCUGGGAAAUCUGCAGAAACGGUACUUUCUAAAUUACCCCGCAACUGUCGUAGCUGUCGGAUGGCCCAACUUCACAACACCCCGCCAGAUUUCUGGCAUCCCGACUUCCUUCCAACGCAACAAUAACAUCUCAGUCUGGUUGGUGCCUUACAAAAAUCACUACCUCACUCACAAGAUGUCCUUAUACUGUGGUCACAUGUUUUCGUGUUCGCGAUCAAAUUCGUUUACGGUUUAGUAAGUAAUUAACAAUUUUAUAGAUUCCAAUAAGAAAUUUGCCAUUAAUCACUAGUAAGUGCCAUUGGUCCCGUGACAUUGAGCCAUUAAGCGAUUGCACCGAAUGCCUUAGAUACAACACGUUAAUUGAAGAAAGCUAAUGUUAUCCACCUGGCAUUUUACGUUUAGCUUAUGCAUUUAAUAUAAAUAUGCCACAAACUUCUGUUUGAUGAUUCACUUUAUUAAGAUAUGGCUUUAACAAAUAUCCUUGUGCUGCGCCCCCAGCAUAUAUAACGGUUCAUAUGGUUUGCCACGCAUCCGUUUAUAAAUUUCCGCGCUUUUCCUGGUCCGCUUCGAUGGCCUCAAACAGUGCCUUGAAAUUGCCAGCUCCGAAACCCUGUCGAAGAAGUUCGAAAUCUGUAUGCUUCGCUUCGAUUGGCCAUGCGGUACGAUACUUACAUUAUGAUUGUGCCGCUG
Molecule: messenger RNA, 2142 nt
Organism: Anopheles bellator
Lineage: Eukaryota; Metazoa; Arthropoda; Insecta; Diptera; Culicidae
Exons: 3
Coding region: 1-1578 (525 amino acids)
Source: RefSeq, a predicted model, not a curated record